UUUAUGCAACCUUAUCUCAGAUGUCCCCUGAGACCUGGGGCUUGGCCCGGGACUCCUCGUACCAGGGAGAGAGCUGCUGUAAACAAGGAAAGCGUGAGGCUCUCGUAGCAGCUGGAGACUCCCUGGCAAUGAGAAGCUGAAACUGGGACGCAGCACGCAGAUCAUCCAUCUCCCCCUGGCCCUGGGAGCCUCAGUGGUGCCCUGUGAGCUCAACCUGCCUGACCUGCUGUGGGACACGUCCCUGCAGAGUGCCACCAUCCAGCCAUGCUGCACUUCCUCUGGGACAACAUCUCCGUCCAGACAUUCCUUGUCUUUCUCUUUGUCUUCCUGCUCAUUGCAGACUACAUGAAGAACAGAAAUCCAAAGGAUUUCCCUCCCACCCCCUUCCGCCUUCCCUUUUUGGGGCACAUCUAUCUCAUAGACUUCAAAGAUCCUUUGGUUGCAGUGCAGAGGCUGAGUAAAAGAUAUGGUGACAUCUUUGGUAUGCAAAUGGGCAGCAUGAAGUUUGUGAUGGUAAACGGGAUGCGGCUGGUGAAGGAAGUGCUCGUGAACCAAGGGGACAAGUUCAUGGAGCGCCCCGACAUUCCCAUCGAUGAGGAGGUCUUCAGCAAGAUGGGACUGAUCUCUUCCAGCGGGCACCUGUGGAAGGCACAGAGGAGGUUCACGCUGACCACACUCCGAAACUUUGGCCUGGGGAAGAGGAGCCUGGAGGAGCGCAUCCAGGAGGAGUGCCGAUACCUCGUGGAUGCAUUUAGAGAUGAACAGGGGAAUCCUUUCAACCCUCAGUUUAAAAUCACUAAUGGUAUUUCAAAUGUCAUCUGCUCCCUCAUCUUUGGCAAUCGGUUUGAAUACCAUGAUGAGGAUUUCCAGAGACUGCUGAAACUCAUGAAUGACAUGGUUGUCCUCCAUGGAGCCAUCACAAGCCAGCUGUACAACAAUUUCCCAUCUAUAAUGAAGUACUUACCUGGAGCCCACCAUACCAUUUUUAAAAACUGGAGGUUAUUGAAAGAGUUUAUGCAAAAGCAGAUCAACAAACACAAGGAGGAAUGGAACCCCUCAGAGAGCCGGGACUACAUCGACAGCUACCUGCUGGAGAUCUCCAAGGAUCAUGACAGUGACACUUUCCGGGAGGAACACCUCGUGUCCUGCGCCCUCGACCUGAUGUUUGCUGGGACUGAGACCACGUCCUCAACCCUCCGCUGGGCUCUGCUGUUUAUGGCCACACAUCCAGAAAUUCAAGCCCAGGUGCAAGCUGAGAUCGAUGCGGUCAUUGGCCAGGCACGGCCGCCAGCCCUGGAGGACAGGAACAACCUGCACUACACCAACGCUGUCAUCCACGAAGUGCAGAGGAAAGGCAACGUUGUCCCUUUCAACGUGCCAAGAAUGGCAUCAAAGGACACCUACCUGGAUGGCUACUACAUCCCAAAGGGCACUGUUUUAAUGACAAAUUUAACCUCUCUGCUGUUUGACAAGAAUGAGUGGAAAACCCCUGAUGCUUUUAACCCUGAGCAUUUCCUGAAGGAUGGGAAGUUCUGGAAAAACGAGUAUUUUCUACCAUUUUCUACAGGGAAGCGUUCCUGCCUGGGUGAGCUGCUGGCCCGUGCUGAGCUCUUCCUCUUCUUCACAUCCCUGCUCCAGAAAUUCACCUUCCAGGUACCCCCAGACACCACCCUCAGCCUCCAGCCCAUGAUAGGCAUCGCAAUGUCCCCACAGCCCUACAAGAUCUGUGCUGUGCCUCGGUAGGGAAGCCUUGGCCACCGUCCUCACAUGGAAAAUUCUUUGUCAAGGGUGCUGAAAACAAGCCCUUGACAGCUCCAGGGGGAGGCUGGGCGGUUUAUUUCUUUCAAAGCAAUUACAAAAUCAUUUCUUUUACAAUUAGAUCUUGCACUCUGUAUCCCAUGAUAAUGUGAUCAUGGGAUCAGCCUGGGAGCUACCAGGGCAUUAUUAGGCUUGCCCUAUGGCACUGUUAAUUAAUGAGGGGCUUGGGGCUUUCCUAAUUUUAUGACAGAUGGCCAUGGCUCACCUUGGCAAAAUGAGGGACACUUUAGAGACUGCACUGUUGAGGCUGUGGCUGGGUACAAUGGGAGAGCAACAUCAGCCUUUGUUUUAUAACAUUAACACAAGUAUUCGACAUUUCCUUAGUAUGUACUUCUCUAAAAAAAGUCACUUUGUAACACCUGUCUCAUACAUCAAUAAAUCUUUAUCAAAGCAA
Cyanistes caeruleus (blue tit) is the source of this 2212-nucleotide messenger RNA. NCBI's taxonomy places the organism in Eukaryota, Metazoa, Chordata, Aves, Passeriformes, Paridae. The record is from RefSeq and is a predicted model, not a curated record.